Theobroma umbraticum is the source of this 2059-nucleotide messenger RNA. Lineage: Eukaryota; Viridiplantae; Streptophyta; Magnoliopsida; Malvales; Malvaceae. The record is from RefSeq and is a predicted model, not a curated record.
GCCUUAAAAAUUAUCUUGAAAGCAAAGCAAACUCCGCUCCCUCUCUGGGACCUAUUCCAUCACGAGCCAUCUGAAAAUGCCAAUUCCCGUAUACACCGCCACCACUCUCAAAGAUGGAACGUCCAGCCGACGCUUAUGCGCCUUCUUUUUUCUUCCUCAGUGAGCAUGAACCUCGACAAUUCACAGUCUAGCGGCAAUAUGGACAUGGGUUUCUCCCGUUGGUUUCUCGUUCUCAGUCUUUUGCAACAAUUGUUUGGUUUGAAUUGUGCUCAAUUAUUGAUGCAUGGUGAGUCUACUACCAACUAUGUUUCUGCCAUAGGGGACCCUGGAAUGAAAAACCCAAAUGUCAGAGUUGCUUUGGAAGCUUGGAAUUUCUGCAACGAAGUGGGCUUUGAAGUUCCUAACAUGGGUAGCCCCCGCUGGGCUGACUGCGCUGAUCUUGACUGUUCUUCCAACACUGGUCAUCUGGGUGACGGCCUUGUUGAUGAUGGAAGUCAGUGCAGAGUACUUCACCAAGUGAAUGACUCUGACAACAGCUUAAGAGCUGGUGAUAAGUUUCCUAUAAUGGGCUUUGAGUCUUACACUGACCCUGACCUGUUUGCAAAGGAGAAAGAACUGUAUCUUGGAUCUUUAUGUGAGGUACGGGAAUCCCCAAAUCCCUGGCAAUUUUGGAUGAUUAUGGUUAAAAAUGGAAACUUUGACAAAAAUACUACUCUUUGCCCUGAGAAUGGGGAAAAAGUAAGUAAAAUAGUAACAGACAGAAACUUUCCCUGUUUUGGUGAGGGAUGUAUGAAUCAGCCACUUGUUUACCAUAAGUACUCAAUAUUGGAUUCCUUUGACGACCAGAAGGUUUAUUUAACUGGAGAAUUUUAUGGAACAUAUGACCUUGAUGCCAACUUGAGUGAAGGUGUGGGAAACAACUCCUUUUUUUCAGUCUCAUGGAAGAAGAAUACAAGCACAGGGAGUUGGAUUUUUUCUCACAGGUUGACAACAUCAACUAAAUAUCCCUGGCUUAUGUUAUAUUUACGUUCAGAUGCAACAGAUGGAUUUAAUGGUGGUUAUCACUAUAAUGGACGCGGCAUUAUGAAAAAGUUGCCAGAAUCUCCAAAUUUUGUGGUAAGGCUGACACUUGAUAUCAAACUUGGAGGAGGACCCAACAGUCAAUUUUAUCUGCUUGACAUAGGAAGCUGUUGGAAAAACAAUGGAGAACCAUGUGAUGGUGACAUUCUGACAGAUGUGACUAGAUACAGUGAGAUGAUAAUUAAUCCAGCGACUACAAGCUGGUGCCAUGCAGAUAACUUGGUUUUCUGCCCACCUUACCAUAUCAGCCCUACCGGCGAGAUGAUAUAUAGAAAUGAAACAGAUCGGUUUCCAUAUUCUGCAUAUCAUCUAUAUUGCAGCCCAGGAAAUGCCAAAUAUCUGGAGAAACCAUAUGAUAUUUGUGAUCCAUAUAGCAAUCCACAAUCACAGGAGUUGGUGCAAAUUCUUCCACAUCCUGAAUGGGCUGUACAUGGCUAUCCUGAAAAGCAAGGAGAUGGAUGGAUUGGGGACUCAAGAACUUGGGAGCUUGAUGUGGGUGCUCUCUCAAGCCGUUUAUACUUCUACCAGGAUCCAGGAACAAAACCUUCAAGGCGCAUCUGGUCGUCACUCAAUGUUGGUACAGAAAUAUAUGUGAGCCGCACAGGGGAGACUGCAGAAUGGACUGUUAGUGAUUUUGAUGUGCUUGUUCCAGAAGUUAUGAAAAUGAAGCCAUGACAAUGAUUUGGUUGUGGUAGAGUGAUGUCUUUUCCUUAUGAUUUGUUCUCUGUCGGUUGCUUCGGCACCGUACGUGAUUUGUUCUUCGUCUGUUGCUUCGACGUCUCACGUGAUUUGUCGGCUGCUUUGGCACCGCACGUCAUUUGUUAUACUGUUGGUUGACCAUUGGAUGAUGAUUCUGAUAUUUUUCUAGGAUGACCACUCUUAUAUUGUGCUUCGUAUAAUUUGAUACGUCUUACUAUGCAUGCAAUAUAUUCUGACGAGUUGGUUAUUCGUAUAUAUUUAAGAUAUAAAUGAGUUUAUG